AAGCAGUGAUUGCCGCUGAAUAUCAAUUAUGCACCGGAUCAGAUGGUUCAAACUUUCAACAAAGAAUCCUCCAGUAGGCCCUACCUAUAUCCACAGUCACCAUCGAUGCUCAUCCUUCAGACAUUCUUGGCUCCUAGACAUUACUUCUCUUCCACAUGCCCGUCAUACUUUUGCUAAGAAAAUUGUUCUACCAGUCCUUGACUCUUGGUAUCUUUUUCACAGGAGCUGUAGAAGCACCUAGUUGUUUUGGGUACUGUAGCCAAUACAGCCAUCUCCAAUAGCUAGACUAGAUCAUAUACCAUCUAGUCUUCGACCACUCGAAACUAUGUUUGCAGCUUCACCCGCACGGUUCAUUCCAUCAAUUUUGCCUUCUCAUGGGGAGGAGGCGGCCGGAGGCCUAGCUUCUGCUCUCCAAACAUGUAUCGAUAGAGGCAUGUGGUUGACGGGCAAGGCAAUUCAUGCCCUUGCGAUCAAAUCGAUGUCCAAGGAAGACAGGUACAUGAGUACCAAGGUGGUGCUUUUCUAUGCAAAAUUCGGUUUUCUAUCUCGCGCGCGCUACUUGUUUGACGAAAUGUCUGACCCGGGGCUAGUUGCAUGGACUAUCCUGAUUGGAGCCUAUGCCCGCAGCGGCCGUUUCUUGGAGUCAUUGGACUUGUUCAGACAGAUGCAGCGUGCAGGUUUGAGACCCAAUUGUUAUUCGCUGGCUAUUGUUUUGAAUCUGGCUGUAGCUUUGGAAGAAGUGAGCUAUGGAAAACAAAUACAUGCAUAUGCAAUUAGGAAUGUUGGGGAGGAGGACGCUUGCUUGGGGAGCGCUCUCGUUGAUUUCUAUGCAAGGUGCGGGUCUCUAGAUGAAGCUAGGGAGAUAUUUGAUAAGAUGGCUAGAAGGGAUGUGGUAGCGUGGACCAUAAUGAUUAAUGGUUAUUUGAAACAUAAUUAUGGGAAAGAAGCACUACGUCUCUUUAUUGAAAUGUGCGAUAGUGGCGUUCAACCUAACCAGCACACUUGCACCGCUGUUCUGAAGUGUGCUUCUCUAGAUGCAGGAAAACAGAUACAUGGAAUCGCUGUUAAACAACAACGAGACUUGGGAAUGUAUGUUGGUAGCGGUCUUAUGGAUAUGUAUAUGAAAAAUUGGGAUCCUGAAAGUGCAAGAUUGCUAUUUGAUGCAGUGUCUGAAAAAGAUGCUGUUUCCUUCAAUACCAUGAUAUCAGGUUAUGGAAGACAUGGGGAUGGCAAAAAAGCUCUUGCCAUAUUCCUGGACAUGGUAUCGUUUGGAUUGAAACCCACUGCGUCCACCUAUGUUGCCAUUCUUAGUGGAUGUGCAAACCUGGGAUCAAUCUGCUUAGCCAGGCAGCUCCAUGCUCAUAUAUUCGUUAAUGGGCGUGGAGACGAUGCAGUAAUUAAUGGUGCCAUCAUCGACAUGUAUGCAAAAUGUGGCAGUCUGUCAGAUGCUCGUAAUGUUUUUGCUCAAGCAGCUGAGAAAAGUAGAGUCACAUGGAAUUCUAUGAUCAAUGGCUAUGGCAAGCAUGGCCAAGGAAAGGAAGCCCUUGAGCUCUUUCAUGCUAUGAGGAAAGCACAAAUAAAACCAGAUUGUGUUACAUUUGUUUGCUUACUUUCCGCAUGUAGCCACUCCGGUUUGAUAAGAGAAGGACUUGAACUGUUCAAAUCUAUGGUUCAGGUUUAUGCAUUGGAACCUGAGAAUGAGCACUACAGUUGCAUGGUCGAUCUUUUGGGCCGUUCAGGAUUAGUGGAGCAAGCACACAAGUUCAUACUUGAGACACCAUUAAUGGCAGGGCCUACAGUCUGGGGGGCUCUGCUGGGUGCUUGUAGCGUAUGGGGUCGCACAAAGAUCGGAGGAAUAGCAGCUCAAGAACUAUUUGAGCUCGAAUCACAAAGCUCUGGUUCAUAUAUUGCACUAGCCAACAUUCUGUCUAGUGCUGGUCGCUUUGCCGAUUCAACAACAGUCAGGAAAAUGAUGGAUUAUCGCUGCAUAAAAAAGGAACCGGGAUGCAGUUGGAUAGAAAUUAGCGGUCAAGCACACAAAUUCACUGCAGGCAGCAAGGCUCAUUCAAGUAUGGAGGAAAUUCUGUCUAUGCUGAGGAUCUUGCAUAAACAUAUGGAGGAUUUGGGUAAAUGCAGCAGUUGGAUCCAAAGAAAGCCGUUUUGACAGUUGACUCUUUGUU
This is a messenger RNA of Nymphaea colorata (pocket water lily), 2180 nucleotides long. RefSeq names its product pentatricopeptide repeat-containing protein At1g11290, chloroplastic-like. The record is from RefSeq and is a predicted model, not a curated record. Gene Ontology annotation, molecular function: RNA binding; protein binding. Gene Ontology annotation, biological process: RNA modification. Lineage: Eukaryota; Viridiplantae; Streptophyta; Magnoliopsida; Nymphaeales; Nymphaeaceae. The coding region runs from base 326 to 2164 and encodes 612 amino acids. The transcript has a single exon.